GUGUGUGAGGGAGAGAAACACACAGAAAGGCAAGCGGAGAGGAGCUGAACAAGGAAUAUAACACGAGUGAUGCCAGAGAUAAGAGGAACAGCUUGAAUUUUGUAAUUUCCUGAAUCUCUCUCCACCUCUCUUUGAUUCUGCAACAUCUUACUCAUCAUCUGCCUUUUUAGAGCAUUUAGCUGAGUGCCUCUACAGCUGCGGUCUGAUUGAGCUCAUCUCCUGAGUGCAGCAGGACUGAAAUCGAAUGGUGAAUGCGCAAGAGUGAGUAAGGACUUUGUUGGGAACUCCUGCCAAAGAGAUUGAGAAACGAGGAAGGAGAGCCAUCAGUGGACACACUGCGACUCAGUGUGGCCCUGAGAGAGGGAGAGAGAGAGAGAGAGAGAAGAGGUGAGCUGAAGAGGUAAGAUGAGUCUAAACAAUGGUCAAACUCUGACCGUCAGUGGACACGACUUGACCAGAAAUGGCAGCAGCAGCAGCAGCAGCAGCCGAGCACCCUGGGAAGAUGCUAGGACGGUUUUAAAGCCCUCCACCCCCACAAGGAAACCUAAACCAUUAAAGCCUGAGAAUGCAGUCACCAUCGCCGUGUCAUCUCGAGUCCUCUUCAACAUGGAGAAGGAGCAGCAGAUCUACGAACAGCAAGGCAUGGAGGAUUACAUCAAGUAUCAGGUGGAGCAUGAAGCAGAGCCUUUUAGCCCCGGACCAGCCUUCUCCUUUGUCAAGGCUCUGGAGGCUGUGAACACUCAGCUGAGGGAGCUUUACCCCGAGAGCGAGGAGCUCUUUGAUGUUGUGCUUAUGACCAACAACCAUGCAUAUGUCGGACUAAGACUCAUCAACACCAUCAAUCAUCACAAGCUGUUCAUUGAGCGCUUCUGUAUGACUGGGGGAAACAGUCCUAUAGGCUACUUGAAGGCCUACCACACUAACCUGUACCUGUCUGCUGACUCAGGAAAGGUUCGAGAAGCUUUGGAGGAAGGUAUAGCAGCAGCCACCAUGUUCACCCCAGAGAAGAUGACGGAAGUGUCGGAGACUCAGCUGCGUGUUGCUUUUGAUGGUGAUGCUGUCCUCUUCUCUGAUGAGUCUGAGCGCAUUUACAAGGCCCACGGACUGGACAAGUUCUUUGAACAUGAGAAAGCCCAUGAGAACAAGCCUCUGGAUCAUGGGCCACUUAAGGGCUUCCUGGAGGCUUUAGGAAAGCUGCAGAAGAAGUUUUAUGGCAAAGGCCAGCGGAUGGACUGCCCCAUCCGGACCUACCUGGUGACGGCUCGCAGUGCAGCCAGCUCUGGUACCAGAGCCCUAAAAACUCUGCGCUCAUGGGGUCUGGAGAUCGAUGAGGCUCUCUUUCUGGCAGGGGCACCCAAGGGCCCCAUGCUGGAGAAGAUCAGGCCUCAUAUUUUCUUUGAUGACCAGAUGUUUCAUGUGGAGGGGGCAGCGGAAAUGGGGACAGUGGCGUGUCAUGUGCCCUAUGGGAUAGCUCAGAGAGUCACCAAAAAAGGAAUAAUGGACAAAGAGUUUUCUCCAGCACCCAAGUAGCCGGGACAUCACAGUGAAGAAUUACAGCAGACUAAAGAGACAUUUAAUUUUGGCUUUUAGCAGCUGUGGAUGUGGUAACUACUUAAAAAUGGGAAAAGUAUGGUAUGGUUGAAAAUGUGAUUAAACCCUGCGGUGCAAUAUGACCAGUAUAUUAUCUGAUAAUGUCAUGUCAUUACAUUAAUUGAAUUAUUGACAGUUGUCAUCGACAGUGUAUGACACUUCAAUCCCUUUAGAGGGUUAUUUCAUCCAUUGGUUGUUACAUUCAUACUUCACAAAGGGGAACUAAUUUCUAUUGAUCGAUCCUUGGCUUUAUAAAUAUAAAGCUUUAUCAACUGUUAAUUAAUCAUUUACUGAAGCUUUAUAGAUUAGUUAUAAGCCAUUAAUUAGAAUAAUGUUUGAGUUGCCAGUUUGCCUUUAUUAAUGUAUGGUGAACCAAAUGUAUUAUUCCUAAAGAGAAAGGAUAAACACCAACCUGGUAACCUGGAAUUUGUUCUUAUUAAGGGCUGACUGCUCUAUAAAGCAUGUGUAAAUAAUGUAUUAACCAUUAAUAAAGCCAUUACUUACAACUUUCAAAUCCUUUAUAAAGAUUACCUUAUGAGAAAGUGGUACUCUGUGCUGUUAGUGUUUAAAAUUUCUAUUUGCAGUAUGAGAUGUACCUCACAGUCUAGCAGCAUCAUCCUUUUAUUUUCUCUACUGAUAUAUUUUCCCCACAUUUACUCACACAACGUAUAAUCAUUUGAAAGACAAACGCUAUUGAAAAAAAAGUAUAUUUAAAAUAAAAAAAAGUGCAAAUUCUAAUAUUUAUUUAGAUGUCAGGUUACUGAGGAAACAUCAAUUGACUUAAGACUAUUUUUGAUAAAGAGGGAGUCUGAAUGCAGCCUUUAUGUGCAAACCUGUGUUACACAGCUGCAGUGAAGACAUGCAAUCAGUAACUUUAUGCAAAGUCUCUAUUUGGAUUUUUACAGUUUUAUCACUUAACUACUCGUCUGUGUGUUUAAAGGUUUUUAAAACUGGUGCCUUUUUCUCAUUGUUGUUUUAUAGAUGUUUUUUGUCUUGCACGUUGUUGGUAAAUGUAUGUUGUACAUGUGGUUGUUUGAUCAAUGUAUAUGAAUGUAUUUUAAGAUUGCAAAUUAAGAAUAUUGGUAAAAAAAUUGAAUAUAUUUAUUCUUUAUAUUUAUUUAAUAUUUCCUCUUGUUCAAGACAAUAAAGAUAAGUUUUAUCAUACAGCAUACAGCAUUUAUUGUCAUCCACCAUGUGCAAUUUCCCUUUGUCCCUAAAGUGCCCAAAGCCCAGUGUGUCCGUUGUUGUUGCCUGUCUGUCUUAUUUUGUCAUUUAGGUGUGUUACUAUCAUUGCUGUGUUGCUGUAUGUGAGUGUGAAGCAUGUUGGUAUUGAAUGAGACCAAACUUGUGAAAUGUGGGCUAAAUAAGAAAUGUGGCCUGUCAUGCAAUCAAGCUUUUCUGUUUCAAGAUUGAAGUAAAAAUUACUGUAUUUAGAAACACAGUUUACUGUUUUUUUCUCUAAUAAAAAUAUAGAAUAUUGGUUAUUGUUCA
Lates calcarifer (barramundi perch) is the source of this 3081-nucleotide messenger RNA. RefSeq names its product cytosolic 5'-nucleotidase 1A. Lineage: Eukaryota; Metazoa; Chordata; Actinopteri; Centropomidae. The record is from RefSeq and is a predicted model, not a curated record. Gene Ontology annotation, biological process: adenosine metabolic process; nucleotide metabolic process. Gene Ontology annotation, molecular function: 5'-nucleotidase activity; nucleotide binding; magnesium ion binding. Bases 406 to 1530 code for a protein of 374 amino acids. The transcript is spliced from 7 exons. Gene Ontology annotation, cellular component: cytosol; cytoplasm.